Molecule: messenger RNA, 429 nt
Organism: Setaria italica (foxtail millet)
Lineage: Eukaryota; Viridiplantae; Streptophyta; Magnoliopsida; Poales; Poaceae
Product: heavy metal-associated isoprenylated plant protein 20-like
Exons: 2
Coding region: 1-429 (142 amino acids)
Molecular function (GO): metal ion binding
Source: RefSeq, a predicted model, not a curated record
AUGGUGUCGGCGGUGGAGAAGGCCGGCUCGGGGGCGGCGCCGUUGGGGGGAGGAAAUGGGCGACGCCCGCGGAGGGAGGAGGAGGUCGGCGGGGUGAGCGGCCAUGGGAGCUCCGCGCACCAAAGCGUGGAGACAGUCGAGGUCGACAGGGAAGAGAACAAGGUUACGGUGACUGGCGAUUUCGAGCCGGAGGUGGUGGUGAAGAAGAUCAAGAAGAAGACAGGGAAGAAGGUGGAGAUCUUGAUCCUCGAGAAAGAUGAGGAGGAAGAAGGCAUGGGACAAGAACCUUAUGGUCCAUAUUAUUACGAGAAUCCAGAGAUGUACCCGGAUGAUGCAGAUGUGCCCGAUGAGUUUCGAAGCUAUAGGCCAGAAAGAUGGAACUUCGACUACUUUGAUGACGAAAACGCACAAGCGUGCAUGAUAAUGUAG